CUUCUUAACUUUUCAAAUACAAGAUAAACCCUAAAAAAAAAAAAACACAACACCCCAAAAAUGGUGGCGAAAACAUAAAAAAACCGAAGCGGGAAAUUCAAAUUCACAAUCUCUCUCUUCCCGCUCUCUCCUCUUUCACCAACAAUCCAAUUUCAGUAUAAAUAAAGAACACUUUUUUGUCUCAUACAUCACAGAAACAGAGAAAAAGAAGAAGAAAAAACAAGAAGCGAAAAUGAAGGAUUCGAAUUCAAAGAAAGAGGGUUCAGUUUCAAAAUCAAUGACUGUGGAAGACCGAUACAGUCAAUGGAAGUCUCUCGUCCCCGUCCUCUACGACUGGCUUGCGAAUCACAAUCUCGUUUGGCCGUCGCAAUCUUGCCGUUGGGGUUCUCUGAUCGAUCGUGCGACGUACAAGAAUCGCCACCGUUUGUAUCUGUCGGAGCAAACCGACGGCACUGUUCCGAAUACCCUGGUGAUCGCUAAUUGUGAAAUUGUGAAACCUAGGGUUGCUGCUGCGGAACAUAUCUCGCAGUUUAACGAAGAGGCGCGGUCUCCGUUUGUUAAGAAGCAUAAGACUAUUCUUCAUCCUGGCGAGGUUAAUAGAAUUAGGGAGUUUCCGCUGGAUAUGAACAUUAUUGCGACUCAUACCGAUAGUCCUCAUGUGCUGAUUUGGAACGUUGAGUCUCAACCUAAUCGGAAUGCUGUUUUGGGGGCUCCCACUUCUGUCCCAGACUUGGUAUUAACUGGGCAUAAAGAUAAUGCUGAAUUUGCACUGGCUAUGUGUUCAACUGAGCCCUUUGUUCUUUCUGGAGGUAGGGACAAACAUGUGGUGUUAUGGAGUAUUCAUGAUCACAUUGCAUCUUUGGCUACAGAAGCAGGGCCUGAUGCUAAACAGGGCUCUAAUGUUGGGGGAAGUGGUGAGAAAACUGCAGAAAGCCCAUCUGUCGGACCAAGGGGCAUCUACCGUGGUCAUAAAGACACUGUUGAAGAUGUGCAAUUUUGCCCGACAAGUGCACAAGAGUUCUGUAGUGUAGGUGAUGAUUCUUGUCUCAUACUUUGGGAUGCUCGUGUCGGAACUACUCCAGCUGUUAAGGUUGAGAAGGCACAUGAUGGAGAUGUGCACUGUGUUGAUUGGAAUACUCAUGACAUAAAUUUAAUUUUGACUGGUUCUGCUGACAAUUCAGUUCGCAUGUUUGAUCGCCGGAAGCUAAGUGGUCAUGGGGUUGGGUCUCCUAUUUUUAAAUUUGAAGGCCAUGAUGCACCAGUCCUCUGUGUACAGUGGUGUCCUGCUAAGUCAUCUGUAUUUGGAAGUGGUGCUGAAGAUGGCAUCAUUAACAUCUGGGACCACGACAAGGUUGGGAAAACAUUGGGUUCUACUGAUCCAACAGUAUCACAGGCUUCCCCUGGUUUGUUCUUUCGUCAUGCAGGACAUAGGGAUAAGGUUGUUGACUUUCAUUGGAAUGCUGCUGAUCCAUGGACAAUUGUCAGUGUCUCUGAUGACUGUGCUAGCACUGGUGGAGGUGGCACCCUACAGAUUUGGCGGAUGAUGGAUCUAAUUUACCGACCAGAGGAGGAAGUGAUGGCCGAGCUGGAUUCGUUCAAAACUCAUAUCUUAGGAUGUGGCACUGAAAAUCUGAACAAAUAAGUUACAUGUUUCAGUUGUUAGAAUGUUGUAGUAGGUGGAGUGUUAUUUAAUAAGUAUAUAUUACAAUGGACAACAAAUUAGAAUGUACUACAACUUAGUCGGUUCCAAACUUAAUUUGAGGAAACUAUAUUUGAAUCUUUUGAUUGUUUGUUCUUUGAUUUUUU
Vicia villosa (hairy vetch) is the source of this 1806-nucleotide messenger RNA. RefSeq names its product WD-40 repeat-containing protein MSI4-like. The record is from RefSeq and is a predicted model, not a curated record. Gene Ontology annotation, molecular function: histone binding. The transcript has 12 exons. The coding region runs from base 233 to 1642 and encodes 469 amino acids. Lineage: Eukaryota; Viridiplantae; Streptophyta; Magnoliopsida; Fabales; Fabaceae. Gene Ontology annotation, biological process: regulation of gene expression. Gene Ontology annotation, cellular component: nucleus.